Helianthus annuus (common sunflower) is the source of this 930-nucleotide messenger RNA. RefSeq lists its product as uncharacterized. The record is from RefSeq and is a predicted model, not a curated record. The coding region runs from base 1 to 930 and encodes 309 amino acids. Lineage: Eukaryota; Viridiplantae; Streptophyta; Magnoliopsida; Asterales; Asteraceae. The transcript has a single exon.
AUGUCCGGCGACAAACCAGAAAACAACGGCAAGAAUGAAGAUGCUGUUAACGACCACAACUCUCCAUACUACAUACACCCUUCUGAUUAUCCGAGGCAACUCCACGUUAACGACGUGCUCACAGAUAGAAACUAUACGGAUUGGUCUCAAGAGAUGUUGAACUUCUUGUUUGCAAAAAACAAGAUGGGAUUCAUCGAUGGGUCAAUCAAGAAACCCGAACCAAAUUCUUCGGCCUACAUGGCUUGGAUGAGGUGUGACGCCAUGCUAAAAGGCUGGCUAAACACCGCAAUGGAAAAGGAAAUCAGGACAAGUGUGAAAUACACAUGCACGGCACAAGAGAUCUGGGCAGAUUUGAAAGAGCGUUUUGGAAAAGGGAAUGCACCUAGAGCAUAUGAACUGAAACAGUUGCUGACCACCAUGAAACAAGAAGGUACCACCGUUUCCGCCUACUAUACCAAACUCCAAUCCAUCUGGGAUGAAAUCCAAUCUGCACUUCCAACCCCCGUAUGCGGUUGUAAUGGCUGCAAAUGUGAGAUUGGAAAGAAGCUACAUGAUCUUAGAGAAAAGGAAAGGUUAUAUGAGUUUCUACUUGGAUUGGAUUGUGAGUUCGGAACCAUACGAACCCAAAUACUAGCCAUGAAACCGACCCCGUCUCUUGGUACCGCAUACCAUCUAGUCGCAGAAGACGAACAACAAAGAGCUAUCACCAGUGGUAGGAGGUCAACCGUAGAUGCGGCCGCCUUUCAAGCUUUUAUACCGAAAAGAAAGGAUCAAAAUGUCUCUCAAAGCAAGGUUGGAAAGAAGGAUGGAAAGCGUACCGAGGUUGAACGUCUCGAGCACUGUGACUAUUGUGGAAAAGAUGGCCAUGUUCAAGAGGGUUGUUUCAAGAAGAUAGGAUACCCAAAAUGGUGCCCGGGUAAAGCAAAAUAA